Molecule: messenger RNA, 369 nt
Organism: Colletotrichum spaethianum
Lineage: Eukaryota; Fungi; Ascomycota; Sordariomycetes; Glomerellales; Glomerellaceae
Exons: 2
Coding region: 1-369 (122 amino acids)
Source: RefSeq, a predicted model, not a curated record
AUGCUUCGACGUUACACCGCCGCCUCCAAGCGGAGAGAACCGACGCGUGUGGCCCAUCGAGCCCCCCCUGCUCGGUUCGCGUCUUGGGCUCUGCAAAAGGCCCUCGCCAAGACUUCCACCGAGUCCACCAGCGAGAAAAGCAACUGGGUGGAAAAAGUCUUGACGCUGGCCAAUCCUGUUCGUUACUGGAUCGACCAGACCGUCAUUAGCAGUAAUGUGAGCGUAAACGCCGGCUUGGCUCCCAGCUGCCCGAUCGAGCUCGUCUCAGUCUUGGAUCGGCUUGCGCCCGGUUUCGCGCCAAUACCCCAAUUAACCCGGAGGGAGACGUUAGUCGAGGAACAGGAAGCGAGAAGGGCUCUAAAAAGAUAG